Molecule: messenger RNA, 849 nt
Organism: Mercenaria mercenaria
Lineage: Eukaryota; Metazoa; Mollusca; Bivalvia; Venerida; Veneridae
Product: serine/threonine-protein kinase pim-2-like
Exons: 2
Coding region: 1-849 (282 amino acids)
Biological process (GO): protein autophosphorylation
Cellular component (GO): cytoplasm
Molecular function (GO): protein serine/threonine kinase activity; ATP binding
Source: RefSeq, a predicted model, not a curated record
AUGACUUCUCAGAGGACCUUACUUGGCGUCAGUGGAGAGCGAUACAUGAUCGACAAGGAGUUACAAAAAGGUUCCAAUGGAAAGGUGUUCUCUGGUUUAAGAAUUUCUGAUGGAGCGACCGUAGCAAUCAAAUGUUUGUUCAAAGACUUUGAACCAGGACAACUGCCACAAGAAGUGCGGAAUUGUAUGCUUUUGCAAGUAACCGACGUGACUGGAAUUGUGAACAUGUUAGAUUACUGCGUCGAAGAAACAUCAGAAGACAGCAGAAAGAUAGCUAUUGUCUUCGAAUUCAUGCCACUGGAUCUCUACAAUUAUAUGAAUGAAUAUGGAGUGAAAGAGGUCCAUGUCAAACGGAUCGUGAAAACGGUGAUUAAAACAUUACUGAGUAUGCACUCAAAGGCAAAAAGAAUGCACAUGGACAUUAAAGAGGAAAACGUUCUAAUUGAUCCGGAGACUUUCGAAGUCAAGCUAUGCGACUUCGACAGCUUGGCUUCAACAUAUCGUCUGAUGACAAAAAGAGUCGGAGGAACGAUACCUUGUCUUGCGCCUGAAACGGUUAAAAAAGGUCAGUUUUUCCCAACAAGGUCUGUAACAUGGAACGUUGGAAUCAUGACAUAUUCUUUGCUAAAUGAUUUGUAUCGUCCAUGGGAUAUAUAUAAGAAUCAAGACGUCUCGAAGCUGGUGUACGACAGCGAGGUUUCUACUCUUGGUAAAGACUUUGUGGCUUCAUGUUUGAUCAAGAAUGUGUUGUGUCGACCAGAUUUGAUCAUGUUGUUGGACAAUCCAUGGUUUAACGAUGAUUCUGAUGUUGAAUUCACUGAUGAUUCAGAUGUUGAAUUAAAUGAAUAA